Molecule: messenger RNA, 1167 nt
Organism: Medioppia subpectinata
Lineage: Eukaryota; Metazoa; Arthropoda; Arachnida; Sarcoptiformes; Oppiidae
Source: the annotation of a GenBank genome assembly
AUGUCUCUGUUUAAUUUUGGUGUCAUAUCGUGUCAGUCAUGUAAAGCAUUCUUUCGGAGAAAUGCGCUCAAGACUAAGGAAUGGAUACUAAAUGACGAGGAAUUGAAAACAAUGCGGUCAAAAAUCGCCGACAAUAAGGUGAAAAAGCGUAACCGCGAGCUAUACCGGCGGCUAAUGGUGUCUAAGGCGCCGACACCUGCGCCACCACUAGUGGACAGCACAUCCUAUAAGCGCCACAAUCACUACGGCUCGACCGGGGAGUCGCUGAGCGGCGACUCGUCGUCGUUCAGCGACACGUCUAAUGGCAAACACAUGGGCUCCUCAUCGGACAGCUCGGUGUCCGACGACAACAACAACGACGACAAACGCGGCGGCGAUGAGCGACAACUGGUGGCCGCCGUUGACUACGCCAGGGGUCGCCGUCGGACGAAACUCAACGCCCAAAUCGCCACCAUUUACGACACGUAUGGCAACGAAAAGCGUAAUGAGUUUCGCGAGUCGGUCGCGGGUAUUGUCAGACAUGUCGGUGACUAUAAUAAGUCGUUCAAUACGUACGAGUGGGACAAACUCAGCGAGAUGUUUAAGGCUAUCAACUUUAUUCGGGAGGACCCGUUGCCCGCGAGUCCCCGCGUGUCCGAUAUGGUCAAUUUUAAAGUGGCCAUGGUCUAUAAGCUGGAGAAAGAGAUACGUAACUUUAUUAGUGUAGCCCAAAAUGUGGCCGAGUUUGAGUGCCUGUGCGAGAAUGAUCGGAUUGCCCUGGUCAAAUAUGGGUCCGUCGAGAUUAUUUGCAUGCGUUUAAUACAGUUUUAUAAUACAGAGGCCCAGUCCUGGACUAUUAAUAUGGGCACAGAUAAUUGGAUCUUAUCCAAAGUGGACAUGUUCAAACACGAAGCCAUGAAAGUGAUCUUUGGCAAUUGUUUCAAAAAAAUAAGCGAUGAAUGGGAUAGCGAUCCCUAUAUACUUGAUUUGAUGACAAUUAUCCUACUCUUUGAUCCGAACCGUCCGAACCUUUUGCACCGGGAGGUAGUCAAGCUGCAACAGAAUAUAUACAUGCAUUUACUUCAACGAUUCAUCAAGAUUAAUGAAUUUAACUUUCCCAUUGGCAACAGGUGUUUAGCAAAAACUAAGCAAUCUCAUCAUAACGCCUGGUUCAAAAACAAGCAUUGA